CCUCCCUCCCUUCUCUCCCGAAGGCGAAAAUGGCAGGGCCGGGCGGGGACCUGGGACAGCGGUGGCCCUAGCUCUGCCGUCCCCACCCCUCCUGCUGAGAGGCAGCGCGUUGCCCUCAGAUGAUGCAGCCCCAGCUACUCCCGAGUGAGUCUUCGGCCCGGGUCCCCGCUCUCGCCCCUCUUGUCUGUUCGUUCCAUACCGCGGAGAGGAGUUGAUGCUGCUGUCGCCCCCGCUGCCGCCACCGCCGCCGAAGCCUGGGCUGAUGGAUGCCAGGGAGUGCCGCAUUGCUUAGCGUCCCCGCCUCCGGGUUUGCUGACACUCUCUCCCCGCCCUGGAUCUCAGCGCUGAAGAACCACCUUAUUAUUAAUCAGAAUUCCCAUCGUUAUCCCUGGCAGGCGCAUCCUUCAGUAGGAACUGCAGAAACAUCACUGUGCCGGGGCUGAGAUGUGCGUGGGGGUUGUUUUUAUUACAUCUUGGAAGAGGAGAGAAGAGGACCGCACCAUGAUCAGAACCCCUCGUGCUAGGUGGGAUUAGGGGUGUUUCAUUCAGAGAGAAAGGACCAGAAGGAUCAGGGAGCAGGGCCCUCCAGAGGUCCAUGUUUCUUUAAAGAAGAGGGAACUAAACAGGGCGUUGUUUUUAGGUGUUUGGGGGAAAGUUUAUAUCCUCCACAGUAAAGCUGUUGGAAAGCAAGUGCAACAGGGUACUUGAUUAAUCACAAAGAUCAAUUCUUUCCUGUAAAGGAGAAGCAGGCAGCAGGGAGGUCUGGGGCCAGAGUGUGGAAGUGGCAAAGGCCAGGUUUGUUGUGGGACAGUCAACAAGAGCUUCAGAGCAAAGGCUCUGGAACAACAGAACAAUGACUCAUUUACAAGCUGGUCUUUCCCCUGAGACCCUGGAGAAAGCUCGCCUGGAACUGAAUGAGAACCCAGACACGCUGCACCAGGACAUCCAGGAGGUGAGGGAUAUGGUCAUCACUAGACCGGACAUUGGCUUCCUGCGCACUGACGAUGCUUUCAUCUUACGCUUCUUGCGGGCGAGGAAGUUUCAUCACUUUGAGGCCUUCCGCCUCUUGGCCCAAUACUUUGAGUAUCGUCAGCAGAACCUGGACAUGUUCAAAAGCUUCAAGGCCACUGACCCUGGCAUCAAGCAGGCGCUGAAAGAUGGUUUCCCUGGGGGCUUGGCCAAUCUGGACCACUAUGGCAGGAAGAUUCUAGUCCUUUUUGCUGCCAACUGGGAUCAGAGCAGGUACACACUGGUGGAUAUUCUGCGUGCCAUCUUACUUUCUUUAGAAGCCAUGAUUGAAGAUCCUGAGCUUCAAGUCAAUGGAUUUGUUUUGAUCAUAGACUGGAGUAACUUCACCUUCAAGCAAGCCUCUAAACUUACGCCAAGCAUGCUGCGAUUAGCUAUUGAAGGUCUUCAGGAUAGUUUCCCAGCACGAUUUGGAGGAAUUCAUUUUGUCAAUCAACCCUGGUACAUCCAUGCCCUGUACACUGUGAUCCGGCCUUUCCUGAAGGAGAAGACUCGGAAAAGGAUAUUUCUGCAUGGUAACAAUUUGAACAGUCUACACCAACUAAUUCAUCCUGAGAUCCUGCCCUCUGAGUUUGGAGGAAUGCUGCCCCCUUAUGACAUGGGAACAUGGGCAAGAACACUGCUAGACCACGAGUAUGACGAUGACAGUGAGUACAACGUGGACUCCUACAGCAUGCCUGUGAAGGAAGUAGAAAAGGAGCUCUCCCCAAAGUCCAUGAAGAGAUCCCAAUCAGUAGUGGACCCCACUGUACUAAAGCGUAUGGAUAAAAACGAGGAAGAAAACAUGCAACCUUUGCUUUCUCUGGACUAAUAACUUCUCCACGCCUACUCCACGGAUUAGAAAUGGAAGGUACUAGUUUUCAGCAACAGGGCUAGCACUGUGGAGGAAUUACCAGCUGGAAAUCUAUUUAUUCAUGUUAAUGUAGCAUAAUAUAUAAUAAGGCAUCAGGCUUUCUCAUUUGCCUGAACCAUGGGUGCCCUGGGCUGGAUUUAAAAAAAAAAAAAGUCAAUAAUUUAUUCUGUAAGUGCCAAGUUCUUUGUAAAUACAGUGUAAUCUUCAUGUCAAGUUUGUAAAUUUUGGUAGCGAUUUACUUUGGGAAAGAUUGACUCAAAACUUGAAGCCAGUGAUAUGAACUAUAUAACAAAAAGCAGAAAAGACGCAUAAAGUAUCAAAGGUAAUUGAAAUGUAGCCCUGUUUCCUAUGAAGCCAUAUUUCUGCUCUCAUAGUGAAUAGUUUCCUUGUUUUGUCUCUGAAACUCAAUAUUCAAGUAUACUUUGGGCACAAGAAACUAUAGAAAUUAUUGUAAUUAAUGUAUUCCUAUUUAGUGAUAUUCACUUCAGACAGAAUGUGUCCUAGGACUAUCACUGGCUUUGCAUUCUGGAGACAGAGAAUGACAGAUGAGCUGGUGAACUAAACACUUGAACUCUUUCAUGUUCAUUCCUGGAGUCUUGCAAAAAGAUGUCUCCCCACUUAAAAUGUGGAAUUUUGAACUGCUGUCUUCACCACGUGUCCUUUAUUCAAGGUCCCCUCGUUCCCCCCCCCCCAUGUGAUGUACUUUAAAAAUGUUUCCCUUCAAAACUCUUUGGCCAAGAAAAUGAAAACCCAUAUGUGACUAGCAUUUUGACAUCUAAUUUGGAAAACAAAAUUUGCCACUUAUAAAUAAGUGGCUAAUUUCUAAUUGUUGUGCACUUGUUGAAAUAUAUAUAUAUAUAUAUAUUCACACAUACAACAUAUAUAUUUUUACUGAGCUCUAAUAAAUCCUUGAUGUGACAGGCUUAUAAAAUAAAUCAUGCAUAUUAAUGAUGUUAGAGAUGAUGCAGAUAAUUAAUUGCCUGGGAUACUAACUCUGGAAAAUCACCUUCACUGAAGUUAAUGAAAAUGAGAAAUAGUGAAACACACUUUAAUGUACCUGUAUAAGGGACAUACAAUAUACUUUAUAAUAUAUUUUGAAUAUGUGCCACUUUUCUGAAAUAUGUUUUUUCUUCAAACAAUAGGUUUCAACAUUGUGUAGGUGAACAAAAAGUUAAUUAUUUUUUCUCGGUUUUAGUUAGUUGUCAUAGAGUUCUUGUAUGUCUGCUUUUUUCCCCCCAAAAGAUUGAAAGAAUAUGCUGCAACCAGGUUAUAAUGAAAGCAUGUGAGGGCAUCUGAGCAUAUGAUCGUUUAAAUCUGUUUUUAAAAUCUGUAUAUUAUUUAAAAUUUUAUUUUCUAAAGUUUUAUGAUAUAGCACAUUUAAGAUCUUAUUUUAAAUCUCAAACUCCAGCAUGAAAAAGCAAGAUUUUUAUCACCCUUUCAGCAUGAUCACGAUGAAUUUUGAGACUGAGAAUUUACCAUUGAUGUUCUUUUGAAAGACAAAUAUCUGCAAUAACUGGGAAACCAACAUAAGUAAAGGCAUGUAAUGAAUGACCUUUACAUACUUCUAGCCAAAAGCUUCAAAAACUCCUAUUAUGAUUCUACUAACAAUCUUAAAAUCAAACCAGUACAACAUUCUGCAACAUACCAAGACUGUCUGACAUUAAUAAAAAUACAUAAAUUAACAAGAAUAAAAGAUACUUUAGGAAUGGCAGCUUCCUAUCCAGAGCAAAAGAAUAAGGACUGUCAAGAACUCUACCCACCCUUGUUACAGAGAUUAGAAUGAUCGGGGGAUUAAAAGCUACAGCAAUUUUCUAAGAACACAACCCUUUAUGUAAUUAUGUUUUUGUUUACCUGACAUACAUGCUAUAGUUCUGGCUUUGUGUACUACAUAAACAUGUGGUAGGCAGUACGAUCUAUUGGAAUCCAAUAGAAAUCACAGAAGUACAGAAGGGCAAUCAACUGUUCUUUCUUACGAAUUUCUCUGAAUGUGCACCCUUUAUUGCCAGUUUUCAGAAUUCUACCAGCUUCAGAUGUCAACCAGCACAGUCAGCUUCUUUCUCCUGUCAUAUAGUCAGUGUCAUAUAUAAAAAUAACUAGUAUCAUUUGUACUCUCUCCCUACCCCACGUUGGAAAUUUUGCAUUGGCAUUGCCAUGUGUGUGCCUGAUCUUGCUCAAAUGAGCAAUUGAAAGUUGGCUAGAUUGUGUAAAAUAGUUAAAAAUGAAUGAACAAAUCACAGCAAUGAUGCCUUUUGAAAUUGCUAUAUCUAGUUCAGUCAGUGAGUAAACUCAUUUCCCAGCAGUUCUGAAGCUGCUUAGUCAAGGGAUUUUCGUUCAACUUUAAAACAUUUCCCCUCAGCAUCAUCUAACUAGUGCUAUUUAGGCAAUUUUUUCUUCUCAUGUGAUUUUUUUUAACAUCAUGUAGCUAUCUACUGUUAUAUAACCUAGUAAAUAAACAUCCCUAUAUUUCUUCACAUUAGUUGCAAUAGUACCCCAUUGACACUCACAUCUACACUAGUCUCCUAGAAGUUUUGCCUCUCUACUUUGAGAGCCAUAAUUCACUCUUUCAAUCGUCUUGUUACUUGAAAAUUGUGGACUUUAAAGAGUUAUCACACUGAUUUGAAUAGUACAGUAGUCCAUUUAAUUUUUUUUUCUUCUUUUUUUUUUUUUUUUUGUGGUGCUGGGGAUCAAAGCCAGUGCCUUGAUCACACUAGGCAAGCACUAAAGUCAACAACUCAGCUACCGGUCCGCACUCCAUCAUGUACUUCUCUCAGCUAGACUACACCAUCUUUGAUUUCUAAUUUCUUUCUUCUUCCUUUUUUUUUUUUUUUUUUUGUACUGGGAUUGAUCUCAGGGGCACUUGAGCCACAUCUUCAGCCCUAUUUGUAUUUUUUAUUUAGAAACAGGGUUUCACUGAGUUGUGUUGCAACUUGCAUUUACUGGGGCUGGCUUUGAACUCAUGAUUCUCCUAUCUCAGCCUCCAGAGUUGCUGGGAUUACAGGCAGCUGUGUGCCACUGCAUUUUUCUGCCCGUAGUUUCAGGGAAGCUGCUUCCAAAACUAAUUUAAAAAUAAAUAAUUCUUGUUAUCAUGCCAUCAGUGAUAUUUGCCUAUGUUUUGACUACUAUGUUAAAAAGUAAGAGGUUAUCAUGAAAAUGUACUUUUAAGAACUAUGAAGAAGUGCCUCUUUAAAAAUAAGAUAAAGCAGUGACACUGGCGUCUACAUUCUAUUUGUAUGCUCUUUCAAAAAGUCAAUAUCUACACCGAUAUUAUAAGGUAAAACAGAUAAGAAGGAUAUUUGAGGACCUGCUUAGAACAUCCUCUUACAGUAUUAAGUCUGUUGUGUAAGUUCAAUAGAGUAACUUUAACCCAUGCUAUUUACAAAACUAGUACUAUGCUAAAAUAACACAAAGUAUUAAAUAGAGUUUUCAAAGCAAGGUUUUGAAGUGGGCAUGCAUGAUUUCUUUCAUUUUAAUAGUAGUUUGCAUAAGUGUAGGCAGAGGCAUUUCCUAAGUCUUUUCCUAUAAGAUGCUUGUUUGCUUCACAGUACUAAAAUUCACACAUUCAUGAACAGGAAACCCAAGCAAGUAGAUUCUCUGUAAUAUUGGUAACUAGGUCACAUUGUUAAAUCAACAUUGAAAGUUUCUGCAGUAUUCCUAAGGGAACAGAAUUCACUCUAGUGCAUUAAGAUAAUGGAGAGUUGUUUUUAGACUAUGGGAACAAAUUUAUGCCUCUUCACAAAAAGAAACCUUUAGAGCCAUGGCAAUGUGUCUUCAGGCACAGGAUUCUUGUGCUUCUACAAACAGUCUAAAGGUUUCUGGAUGUAUCUGUGGACCUUUAAAGAAGUUGUAUCAAGAAAAACCUGGGGAGAGGCUAUACACCCUUCUGUUUUAUUUAAAGGUCUACCUUCUCUGGUUGGCUGAUAAUGUCUCUUUGCUUCUUUUUUACUUAUUUAUUUAUUUUUGUUUUUGUUUUGUGCAUCUAUCAAUAUUUACAUAAAAAUUUGCUAUCAGCCAUGGAGGGAUUCCAGAAAGAGUCUCAACACACAAGAUCAAAUGAGCCAAGUUUGUAUGAUAUCUGAACUUUCAUAUAUGAAAGAUUGAAAUCAGUAGGCUCAUAGGCAUAUAUUCUAUUUAGACCUCUUCUACAGAUGCAGAGCCUAAAACACAGUAGUGCUUUUUGAAUUUGUGAGGGCUUUCAUUACAUCAUGCAUGAAUAGAAAGAUAUACAAAUGUAUCAGAACAAAAGAAGAGGACUGGCUGAAUAUCCAGGAUGAAUAUAAUCUUCAGUAAUGGAAAACAUUUAUUUGUCUUAUUUUGUCUCUGUUGAAAAAACAGCUUCUCACAUGCUAUGGGAACUAUUUGGCACUGUUUACUACUUGAAAGCAGUAAAUAAGUAGAAAUAGAAAAAAUAACUUGACUUUCCAACAUUAUCAGAUCAAAAUCUUUAAAACUUAGAGAAUAUUGUCUUUCUUCACAAGUUCAAGUUUUAAUUAUAUAACUAUAUUGAGGUUAACCCCACAUAAAAGUAAUUCUACAAGGUCUGUUCUGUGUAAAUAGGAGAAUGAAUUCCUCAAUACUGUUGGAAAAAAUAUAAAAUAGCAAUUCUGUGUAUUGAAACACUCAUAUAAGGCUUUGAGUUCAAAGAAAAAAGGAGUAUGAAUGGUAAUAAUGUUAUAAAAAAUUAUAAACCAAAUAGUUAUAGGUACAAAAAGGCACUUUUAAAGCAAAUACUGAAAAAUGUCAACAAUUUACAUGGUAUUUGGUCAGUAUUUGAUUUAGCUUCAAAUCUCAAUGUAAAUAUUUCUGUCCUUAAUAAUAUAAUUACAUCAAUACUGUCAGAAUUACUAUUUGUGGUGAAAGAGAUCAACCUAAAUUAAAAUUGAACUAAAUUUUAACAAGACUUUUAAGCAUGAACCAGUUUCUAACCAUUUUGAAAAAUUGCCAUGAACUACAAUUGUUAUGCAUGUCACAGAGAUUCAAAGUGUUUGUCUUGUUUCUGAUGUGUUUUUUCAGGUUUCAUGUUUGUUUUAAAAAUAUAUAAAAUCUCAGAAGUCAAUUUUUUUUAAUGUUCAAUGGUUCCAGGAAAAAAAAUGUUUAGGAGAAAGUUAUACAAGCUUCUGAAGAAUAUUAAGCACACUAUUUAUUAUUGGGCUCAAAUGAUGUAAUUAUUUAUUACUAUACACUAUUUAUGUACUACUAUACACUGUUUACUAUUUGAUCUUUUAAGAAAAUUCUUUAUUCCGAUAGACUAUUGUAAAUAAUGUAAUAUAAUUUUGGAAUAAGUAUACAUUUCAGUUUUAAAAAUACAUUUAUUUUGCAUAUGGUGUAUGUUAAAUUUGGAGGAACUAGAUCUAUAAACUGGAGAUUUCUAAUAAGCAUCUAAAUAUUGACAGUAGUUUUAUUUUGACAGAAAUAGCUGACUAUUUAGGUUGGGAUACUUCAAGUUUUCCAUUAUUUGUGUUGGGUUUAAGAGGAAAAACAUAAUUUUUUAUGUAUUUUUUUCUUUAAAAAUAUUCAGUAUUCUAUAACUUCUAGACAAAUUUUCAAAAGAUCAUUUGAAUGAAGAAGUCAAACUUUAAGUUGUAUAUAACACAGGACUGAUCAUUAAAUAAAAAUGUAAGGUUUUAAUAUCCCUUUAUAAAACUAUUAGAUUAGAUGAGAGACUAAAUUCAAAAGUUUGAAUUGAAAAAAAAAUGAAGAAUAAAGGAAGAGAGAAAAUAGAGUAAAAAGAAAAGAAAAUCCACGUCUGUUUUUUUUUUUAAAUCUGCUAAAAAUAAUCACAGGUUAAAAAUAUUAAGUAAAAUAAAACCACUCAGUUUGAUUUAAGAAAGAAUGCCUACUGAGUCAGUACAACUUUACAUCUUUAGUGACUUUCUGUUUAUUUACCUGCGGAUGAAAAUUCACCUAAUGAAGUAAAAGACUCCUUGACACUUGAAUUUACUUAAAAACCUCUAUAGUGGACCAUGGCACUGUUUGGCCCAACCACAGAGGAUUUUCCUGUACACAGCUGCUUUCGAGCAAGGACUGGGGAAGUAUCCCAAGUGAGACCACAUCCAGGAUAAUCAGAAAAUGCAAGAACAAAGUCAGAGAUGCAUUUUGACCUUUUGUUACCUCCUUCCUUAGGAGGGACAAUGGAAAAUAUUAUAAUACAGAAAUCUAUUUAAGAAGGUCAGGGGUUUCUAAUAUCAUGUGUUCAAUGUUUGGCCAAUGGAAAGAGACAUGAGGAAGUGCUAGUCAGGGCUCUGGUGUGGAGGGUUUUCCCAUAGCAACAUUAUACUCAAAUGCUUUAUGUCUCUGCAUCACUUCUUCCCCUAAAAAUAAAAAGUAGUAUGCUCUCUUCUUCCUUUUUUUUUCCUAAUCACUAUUACAAAGGUAUCAGUCAGAACCACACAUACUUUGUUUGCUGCCUUUAAAAAAUUUCCAUAUCAUUUGAAUAUAAACCCAAUUUACUUAGCUGCAUAUGAUUGAAAUAUUUGCAUGCUGGUUUAUAAAUUAUGACCUAAAAGUUUUUAAAAAUAGUAUAAGCAUAACAUUUUAGUGCUCAAACAUUAUUACAUGUUCUUUGUAUCUGGGAUUCAUGGAGAAGGCGGUCAGUAUCUUUUCUUUUGCUGUCAUGUGCCAUUUUCUUGGAUGUGUAAAGACAUCUUGGUUUUGAAACUUACAAAACCACUUUCAUCCUGAGCCUGCUUCCCUUUACUUUUCCCUCUCACCAAGUAUUGACUCCAACAUUACAGUUUCUAGAGCUAAGUCUUUUGAAACAUCCCCCCUCAAAAUCACAUUCACCCAUUUCACCCACACUGUUGCUCUCUUUCAAAAUACACCCACACUGACAGCUUUUCCAACCAUCAUCAGUACACUGGGCCAAGAUUCUCCUUUCUUCUGCCCUUAGCUGCUAGAGUCAAUUAUCAAAACAUUAGCUAACAUAAGCCUUCUAAAAUGUAAGCACUCAUUAUACUCUUCUCAAACCCCUUUGAAAGAGCAAAACCCUAAGUCCUUAUAAAGGUGUAUGAGGAGAGUGGAUAUGAAGUCAUUAAGCACUAGUGUAGCAGAAUAGCAUAUUUUAUGAUUGGGCUGGCAUUUUUACCUAUAGGAGACAAAAGAAGUAUUAAAUACUUUUAUAUUUUGUUUCUAAAGACCUCUCUCUCCUGGCUGUGACUUUUCUUACACCAUCUCUUAAGAAGAGCUCCUUUAUUAUUCUUAAGAAGCGCUCAAGAUUGUGGCGAAUCUUGGUGUUCCAGGAGCCUGCCAAGUGCACCUCUGCUUCAAGACUCUCACUCUUCUAUAGUCUUUAUAUGUCUCCCAGAUAUCUACAUAGCUCAUUCCCUCAUCUCCUUCAGGUCUACAUUCAAUUAUCUCCUUCUUAGUGAGAUAUCUCUUCUAAUUUAAAAUGAAAGAGCCCGAUAGUUGUUCAUAUUCUCCUUUUGUGCUCUAUUCAUUCUCCAUUGUAUUAAUCACCUGAUAUACCACAUAGCUCAUUCAUUUAUCUUACUUAACAUCUCUGUCCUAUAGAAUAUGAACCCCACAAGGGCAGGGAUUUUUGUCAGUCUGUUUACUCAUGCAUUACCAGUGCCUUGAAUGGUGCCUGGAACAUAGUAGCAAAUCCAAAAAGAUUUCAUCAAAAUCUUAAUUGGUUUCUUCAAGUUACACUAUACAGUAACCAAUAACAUGCAUUUAAGGGGAACUUGUUUUUGUUUGUUUUUUUAACUUAAAAAAUCUUAUUCCUCUUUUAAAGAGAAAACCUGCCUCUGAAAAUGAUGAUAUCAUGAACUGGAAAUUAUAUCUUCCUCUCUGUAAAUCUGAUCUCUAUCCCAGGGCCUAACUUCUACAUUUUUUUUCCAGGUUUAUCUUUGAAAAUGACUCUAAAGUCAUUGGGCCCUAUACCCAUCAUGCACAUAGCUUAUAUUUAUUCUUUAAGACCAGAAUCUUCAUGUGAAACAUCAUUUUGAGAUUAAAAAAAAAAAACCAUACUGAAUUGCUCUUUGUUGCAUAUUCCAGUUCAUUUCAAAUUUAAAAGUUGCUGUGAGUUAAAGACCAUAAUUCCUCCAAUAUUAGAAGCUAGUUUAAAAACUAUGCCAUAUAGUUACUUUACUGUAAAGGAGAAAACAAGGAUGUGGAAAAGGAGAAGGAUGAGGAGAAGGAACGGAAAUUAUGAUCAUUCCCUUUGAGUCAUAAUUACAAGAUGAAUAGGAAAGUAUUUUGGUGUUUUAAAGAUCUAUCCAUGAUCUAGAAAUAUAUAUGUUGGAGCCAUUUAGUCUAUAAAUCCUUUUAACAGAAGUCUUAUAUCAAAUGGGUUUUAUAUUUUACAUAUAUUUUUAUUUUGAAAAUCUAUAGUUCUGAUGUACAAUAACAGGCAUUGUUUAUCCUUAUAAUAUUCUAACUGGCUUUCCAACUUCCUUCUCCUCUUUAAUUCUAGAUAUACUUUUUAGAAUUUUACAGUCUUAUUUGUUAUUCUCACCUAUCUCCAUAGUUUUAUUUCCUACCAUUUGUUCUGUAUUCUCCAUACUUAUACUAAUUAAAUAUCCUAGAUACUGAUUUUUGGAUGAGGGAUUUCAGAGUUUCAUCCUUCACUGUUUAUCUUUUUGUUCUUACCAAUCCUUAUAUUUCUUUUACUUGCCUACAUUUUUUUUUUUUUGCCUUUCCCUCAAUGUGAUAGCUCAGACCUUCAGUUUUCAUCUCCUACCAGGCCUUCUGUGAAAAAAGACACUGAAAAUAAAGACUUGGCAGGUGGUACUGAGGAAGGAAGCUCAACCUGAAGAUUAAGGAUAGAUGUUUUAAAACAGUUUUCAGAAGUCAACCAGACUUUCAGUGGCUUUAGGAUCUAAGGGGUUUCACCUUGAGUAUUUCAUAGGAUGUCAAUAAUCAAUUUCACUUGUGUGCAUUGUCAUUCACAAGGAAUACACGGCAAUCAGGGUCAACAGAUACUUUGGGAAAACCUUCUCUAGAGAAGAGUUUAAUGGCUCUUGCUCAGGAAAAAGGCAGAAUUUUCUUGUGUUUCUUACUAUUUGAUCCUUGACAGUCUGUAUGAUGGAAGCCAUUUCCCUCUGUGAUGUCCUUUUCAUUGCCAGCAUUUAAGAAUGCGUUUAGCAUCACUUCAGAAAUAAAGAGUUCAAGCUCAAGUAUACAUAGUACCUGGAAGAUACUGCCAUUCAUUGUCUCUUUUGCUGAAUUUUGUUCCUUUUUAUAAUUAUUUUUAUGUUUGAAUCCUAAGAAUAUGUUCCUUGGUGAAUUUUAUUAAUUACACCCCCUUUUAAUGGAUUUAAAAUUUUUCCAAACCAGGUCACUGUUUAUUAUGUUAUUAAAAUGAUAAUAUUUCAUUUCCUAUUCAAAAAGAAACUAUUUUGUUGUCUUUACUGAUUUGUGAGGAUGAAUGGAGUUCUGUUAAAUAAAAUGUCACUAAAUGAAAUUCUGGAUUUGCAAAUAUAGGAGUGUGUAUGUGUCCACGCAGUUUUUCAUCAGAAGCUAAAUUCCUACCAGUAGGAAACAUAUCAAAUAACUGUAAAUAAAUGUUAAAGUAUGAAGACAUGAAAUUGAUGUUAAUAUUUGGAAACAUAAAAUGCUUUUAAAACUGA
Messenger RNA from Ictidomys tridecemlineatus (thirteen-lined ground squirrel), 11445 nucleotides. It is a transcript of the gene Clvs2, whose product is annotated as clavesin 2. Gene Ontology annotation, molecular function: phosphatidylinositol bisphosphate binding. NCBI's taxonomy places the organism in Eukaryota, Metazoa, Chordata, Mammalia, Rodentia, Sciuridae. Gene Ontology annotation, biological process: lysosome organization. Gene Ontology annotation, cellular component: endosome; clathrin-coated vesicle; membrane. The record is from RefSeq and is a predicted model, not a curated record.